Molecule: messenger RNA, 3023 nt
Organism: Chanos chanos (milkfish)
Lineage: Eukaryota; Metazoa; Chordata; Actinopteri; Gonorynchiformes; Chanidae
Product: sex comb on midleg-like protein 2
Exons: 15
Coding region: 100-2181 (693 amino acids)
Biological process (GO): negative regulation of DNA-templated transcription
Cellular component (GO): nucleus
Molecular function (GO): histone binding; chromatin binding
Source: RefSeq, a predicted model, not a curated record
GCCAAGUCCUCUGAGAAGUACUGAUAUCCCCUGCAUUUCGAAAAAAAUACUCCUAAGUGCGCUGAUCUUCCACCCUGAACAGAGAUUCAUUAACACCCAAUGGUCAACAUGGGCAGGAAUGCUCUCAGAGAUCAGAAAGAGAGUAAGAAGGAGAAGUCUGGUAAAAACAGUGCCAUGACGGGCCCCGCUUCAGUUAAAGCACCAGAGUCUUUCAGUUGGGAGGAGUACCUGAAGGAGACCUCAUCUACACCUGCCCCACCCAGCUGCUUUAGACAGUCCAGGACCCCUCCCUCCAAUGACUUCAAGGCAGGCAUGAAGCUUGAGGCAAGAGACCCACGUAACUCCACCUCCGUUUGCAUCGCCACGGUGAUGAGCAUGACCGGCGUGCGCCUGCGGCUGCGUCUGGAUGGCAGCGAUAACACCAAUGAUUUCUGGAGGCUGGUGGACUCCUCUGACAUCCAGCCAAUCGGCACCUGUGAAAAAAACGGGGACAUGCUGCAGCCGCCACUCGGGUUCAGAAUGAAUGCUUCAUCCUGGCCCAUGUUUUUGUUGAGAACUCUGAAUGGAGCAGAGAUGGCUCCAGCAUCAGCUUUUAAAAAGGAGCCACCCAGUCCGGCGCAGAAUAAUUUCAAACCUGGCAUGAAGCUAGAAGCCGUAGACAAAAAGAACCCUUACCUAAUCUGCCCUGCCACCAUCGGCGAAGUCAAAGGAGACGAGAUCUUUGUGAUGUUCGAUGGCUGGCGCGGAGCCUUUGACUACUGGUGUCGCUUCGACUCCAGGGAUAUCUUCCCUGUGGGCUGGUGCAGUAUGACCAAACACAGCCUGCAGCCACCCGGGAACAGCGUUACGCUUCCGAAGCCUCUUUCUAUUUCCACCACGUCGCCUUCCAAGCUUACUCGACGCUCCAUGCCGUCGCCAUACCGGCUACCCAACCCACUGCCCCCCCUGCCCGUUAGGAAAGGGGUACGGGGGCGCAGGCCAAAGAGCGAGACCAUCGCCCUGCUGAAGGCUGUGGCAGCCGCAGCCGCAGCGCAGAAUGCGGCCGCCCAGCAGGGCACUUCACCAAAAACUACACCCACUCCCCAGCUGCCACCCCAGCAACCCAAAAAAAGAGGUCCCAAACCAGGCAGCAAGAGGAAGCCAAAGGUGCUGCCGACCUCCAUGUCAUCAGGCACCACUGACUCCAGACUGUCCAGCGUUCAGAAGCUCAGCGAAGGGGCAGACCAUCUGGGCUCAGGAUCUUCUGUCAUUUCAACUGUGUGUGUGUAUGUAAACAAACACGGGAACUUCGGACCUCACCUGGAUCGUAAGCAGGUACAGCGGCUUCCGGACCACUUUGGACCUGAUGCGGUGAAUGUGGUCCUACAGCAGGCUGUUCAGGCCUGUGUGGACUGUGCCUACCAGCCUAAAGUCCUCUUGGGCUGUCUGCAGGGCCAGGGUGAUGGAGGAGAAAUUGUCAGAGUGAGGACGGAUGGGGGCACUCAGAUGGUGAAACUGCCCUCAGCCUCCAGUGCCUCUUUUGUCCUGCGUUUUCUUGAGAUGGUGUGUCGCCAUCUGCAGUGUGACAACCUGUUCAGCAGUCAACCCUUCAGUCCGUACACUGCCUACGACAGGAGCAAGUCAGUUAAAGAGGAGAUGUCAGAGGCCCUGUCACUGAAUCGAGGGAGUAAGCGAAUUUCCAGAGACUCGCCCCCCUACUCUGCCCCCCUGUCACCCAAACUCCUGCGCACAGAGGCACACCCCUCAGAAGCAGAGACUCUGCCCCAUGAAGAGAACAGUUUACUGAAAGAACAGCGAUUCAUGGACUCCGCCUCCAAUUCCAUGACCCCACGCCCUCAGACUCUGAGAAGUUCCUCUGAGUGCCACGCCCAGCCGAGCAGCCCGUAUUUCCACGCCAGUUCCACUACAGGUCCUGAUGGACAGGGUGGAGACAGAGAGGUGUCCAGAGGCUCCAGUAGGAGUCCUUCCUCCUGGUCUAUAGAAGAGGUUAUGCAGUUUGUGAGAGACGCUGAUCCCACAGCACUGGCCCCACACGCUGAGCUCUUCAGGAAACAUGAGAUUGAUGGAAAGGCUCUGAUGUUGCUGAGAAGCGACAUGGUCAUGAAAUACAUGGGUCUGAAGUUGGGCCCUGCCCUCAAACUGUGCCACCACAUUGAGAGACUCAAACAGGGCAAACACUAGGUGCCACUACAACAACAACAACAACAACAAAAAAAAAUACAGUCAGUGACAGUUUGACACAAGCAGAGCAAAUCAACAGACUGAGAGACACAAUGUCCCCAAACCAGACAAUUCAACAGACUGAGAGACACAAUGUGCCCAGACCAGACCAUUCAACAUUCAAGAGGUUUAAGAGAAGACCAUCCGUGAUUUCAAAUGAACUGAUGUCCAGGGCUGUGUGCAGACCAAAAAAAGUCUGAUCUGUGUUUGAUUUUAGUCAAAGUCAGAAUCUCUUGGAACUUUGGGCAGCUAUAAUCAGCACACAAUACUAUCUGCAAUACUGCUUGGCCAAGUCUCAUACAAGCAAUACUACUUGGCCAACUUCCAGACAGGCAAUACAGAGGACUCAGCGCUCUUCUCUGCAUCAGUGGAUUCCCAGCUAAACGCCAACUGAGUCCAUCAGAAAAGCACCAGACUGAAAGGGUUUUGGCAGAGGUGCGUGAGGAACAAAGCAAAGUGUCACCAUCUCAGAUCCCUGAAGUAACACUGGUGGUCACGCACACACACAGGUACCAGGGCAAAGAUAAACUUUGACAAAAUACAGAAGCUCUGUUUUUCUCUCUGUGUCAUGCCCAGUACCAUCGUUUUGUCCCUCACAAGAAACUCUGCAGAUGAUUGAGAACUGCCUAAAUCGUCAAUCGGACCACCUCACAGAUAUUUUUUUCUAGACUUCUGAAACCUACGAACAUGAGUAUUUGUACACAGAUGAGACCAGGGUACCUCAGCGAAUUUGUUUCAUCAGCAAGUCCAGAGAUCUCCCAAGCAGUGACGCCAAAGGACGAGGAUCUCUGCUGUGUUUACAG